This is a messenger RNA of Nematocida homosporus, 2886 nucleotides long. RefSeq lists its product as uncharacterized. Lineage: Eukaryota; Fungi; Microsporidia. Bases 1 to 2886 code for a protein of 961 amino acids. The record is from RefSeq and is a predicted model, not a curated record. The transcript has a single exon.
AUGAUCAUUCAAAAGAGAAUUAAUAGAUUUAUUCUAGGCCUAGUGUUUGGCUUGUGCUUUUGUGUUUUAAACACUCGAGCAACCAAUUGUAGAUUGAGUGAUUUAGACUUUCCUUCAUUGGGUAGUGAGGGCUCCAUUGUGAAUGGGGAAUUUGAUGAUGUAGGCAUAAACUUAACUUUACAAGAGUUUGCAAAGCAUCGAUACGACUCACCUUGGGCACAAAUGGUACUAAAUGCGUAUGAAAACGGAGAUAUCAAGUAUAAUAGUGACCAGAGAACUUUCUUCUGGGACAAAGGCAACCAAGGAUCUUCUGAUGCUGCGAUAGAUAAAGACAAUAUAUUGGCUUUGAAAGAUUCAGACGACGGUGAUAUGAUUGCUGAUUUUCGAACCAAAGGGUUUUGGCAGUUGGCAGGACUUCACGACGAGGACGCCACAACAAUUGCUAGUCUACUCCCUACACUGCACAAUCUAGUUAAAUCUAAGGAUAUAGAAUCCACAACCCAAAACCUUUCAGCAGAAGACAUACCAGAUAUUAUUAUGCUAUACCAUCUUUUCUAUGAGCAAUCUAUUGAUUCAAACCAGUCAACCCCAAGAUCUAACAGUACAACUACCGAUGAAUUUGUUACAAAUCUCACUAAUUAUCUCCAGAAAAAAGAGAACCAGAAUGCUGUUGAUCUACUAGAAUUAGUCUACGCCAAGGAGUUAUUACCUUCUGGUUGCAAGAGAAAACUUACCCUUCCUACUAACGCUCUUGUUCAAAAAUAUCCACAUCUUAAGCCUCAGGGCAAUAGUGAGUUACUCCGUUUGUUCCAUCCAAUCAAUGCUAAUAUUUACGAGUGCAAUGUUAAUUACAUGUAUGAUGCCAAUACUCUCAAUUUUGUUAUGUUAUCUGCUAGUACAGAUAUCACCACUGAUGAAUAUGCCCCCAAAUUUACCUUUGAGGAUGCCGUUCGUUUGAGAUAUGCCCCCGAGUAUAAGUACAACGUAGUGGCCAGGGAUUUACACUAUGCUCUUCUGAUGGCCCAAGUAAAAGAAUGUCGGGACUCUGACAUAAACCCACAUUUCGAGCAUCAUCCUAAGAAAGACAUAAAAUCAUUUAAAGACUACAACGAUUGGGCGCAUUCAUCGUAUAACAGCAUAGAUUCUCUACCCGAUGACGCAUCGAUAAUGCCGCCAACACUCACACCUCUACAAAAGACACCAGUACCCAACAACGAUAAUUUCCAAACAGUUCAAUGGACAGUCGAUAGUAGCACACAGGAUACUAAACAAAGCUCACCAGCUAUACAGACCGGACCACAACAUUCAAGCCAAGCAAACCAGGCAGCAACUCAAUAUAAUGACGCACUAGAUAACCUGUCCUUGCCAUCUAUAGUAGCACCAGAACUACCUCGAUCCGAUAGUUAUGACGAACCAGUCCAACAACCAAACAAAGCUCCUAAGGCGGACAAUCACGUCAAAUCAGAAUCAGAAGCCAAUGAACAUGACUUGAACGAACAAAAACCAGAUACUACUCAUUAUGACCCGGUAGAUAGCAGAUCGCCAUCACCUUCUCCAACCCUAACAUCCGAGGGGAAGUGUGAUUCAUUAGCAACAAGCACACAUACCUUGGUGGAAGAUUCAAUACCAACAAACGCAAGCAUGUCAUUGGGCAAUGACUGGUCAUUGGUAUCUAACCAAGAAAGACGUGCAUCUUUAACAAGCGCGUCCUCCGAAACAAGUCAGGGAUUUGUAUUGGUUGAUAAGCAAGAAGCAUUAGCCUCUGAAGAAAACACCGAUCAAAAGUCGAGCGAGAAUACGGCCACCUCUACAGUUUAUGACCAAGUGCCUCAAACCGCCGAAUAUGACCAACCAACAGAUACGACAGAGCCUAAUACGACGUAUGAAGUACCGGGUUCUCAUCUUAACCCAAAGCCAACCCAACCAUCACCCAAUGGCCAUAUAGAAGGUUCAUCUCUAGCUUCAGCCACUAAUCGCAACAGUGGCUUUUACGAGCAACCAAACACAACCCGGGCACAAGAUGGACAUCAAAUGAGAUCAGAUCCAAUGCCUCGGCGGGCAUCAGGCUCAACAGUCGAUUCGCUGUCAUUACCAGUUCGGAUAAUACCAGACAAAACGGAUAACAAGAUAAGAACCCACAAGAUUAUUGCCAUUUGCGGCGGUGCAUUACUGGGCUUAGCCCAAGCUUCAAUUAUUCUAUAUGACAAUCUGCAUCCAAUCGGCCCCAAUAUAGUCUAUAUAAUUCCUUUUAACAUACUGGCGUUAGGUCUGAUAAUUCCUCUUUUACUGGCCCUUUACAACACUGCUAAGCCUACCAAAGAAAGAAAGCCCCAAAAUCUGCCGAGCUACUAUAUUGUCCUAGUCUCUAUAACCAUGAUCUUCAUCAUUCUUUGGGUUUUCUUUACAUUACAUCUGACCACCUACUUAGCCGCCAAUGUCAUAUCACUAUGUCAUGCCAUGAUUCUAUUCUACCAAGCCAUAGCUAUACUCUCAGUAGUUGGCUGUCUUAUCACCCGAAAGGCAUGCAAUCUUCGUCAACCUAUUAUAGCCAAACACACUUAUUGGGUACUCUACGUCCUAGCUGCAAUAUUCGCUUUCACAGUUCCUUUCCUCUCUAUUAUUGGGCUUACACAUGAAGCCAAACUCGUUCUUCAUUCCCAAAUUCUAGUCAUUGCGGCUCUUCUCUUCGCCGCCGGCGCUUUUAUUCAUAACUGUAGCCACUGGUCUAUCAAGACUCCAGCAACCGACAAUUCCCCACGUUUCAAAACAAGAGUCCUCACUACAAUAGCCGUCUCCGCUCUACUAGCCACCGCCCUCAUUGCCACCAUAUACUUCUCCAGCUCCUACAACACACUACCCAACUCUAACCUACCCAACACACCAUAA